GCCAUGGCGAAUAAACAAGGACAAUAUUGGACGCACAGUUUAUCUGCAGGUGAAUAUCCAGAAUAUCAGUGGAACGAAAGCCACGUUCAACCGGGCAUUCAACCUUAUCUUCCUCAGUUCAUGUUUCCACCACCGCAGGCAUCACAGUUCAGCCAUGAAACAGUCAGAUCAGUAUCACCUCAGCCUGGUCCAAGUUUUUCUUCUUUGGAAACAGCUGCAGCCACGUUCAGUCAGUCGCGUGAAGGCACCGAAGGCGAAUCGAGAGCUCUUGUACGCUGGUCUAGAGCUGAUGUGCUGUUGUUAAUUUCCUGCUAUGUCGAACGCAGAGAACGAUUUAAAGAUAUAAACAAAAAGAACAAGUCCCUGUGGGAAGAAAUCAGCGAAGAAUUAAAGAAGAACGGAGUGUUCUUUAAUGCCAAGGCGUGUGAGACGAAAUUGAAAAAUCUGAAGAGAAGUUAUGUUGCUUGUGUUGAUCACAACAAAGUCAGCGGAAAUGACCGAAAGAAAUGCAACUUCUAUGACGAACUUCACGAAAUAUUUUCGAAAGAUGAUGCCAUCGCUCCAAAAACAUUGUGCAGCAACAUUGAUGGUAAACGGAGCAAAGAUGCAGUCAAGAGUGUUAAAAAUUCCAGUUCCACAUUGAGUUCCACAGGUAGUGACACAGAGGAGCCUGUGGUUACAAAAGCAAAGAAAAAGAAGUUACCAGAGCGGAAGAAAAGAGAAGACCUCGUUGGGCUCUUUAAGGAAUUUACACAAGACAGGAAAGAGGAAGAAAAGGAAAAGAUUAAAAAGUUUGAAAAUAUGCACAAUGAACGCAUGGCACUCAUCGGCCGAUUUUUGAAUGUUUUUGAAAAAUCAUUGAACAAAGAGUAACCUUGAUUCCAUAAUUUUUUAUUGUGUUGCAGAACAUGGGAUUAUUUGACCACAAACAUGAACAUAGAUACAGUAAACCUGAGUUUGUUGUCAGUAUUGAGUUAUCUAAAAGUUUAUUAUAUCAUACAUGUUAACAGUAUUAUUGCAAGUUGUAUGUUUUUUUUUAUCACAUACAUACAAGGAACUACAACAGCAACAUUAGGUGAGAGGGCCUAACUAAACUGGUUUUGAUAUUAUUUAUAUCCUUUACUUUUUUUAGCCUGAUUCUCAGAUGCUUCAGAUCACUUGUGUCACGCACUUCCUCCUUUCUGUGCGUGACACAAGCAACCUGGACUGUCAGAGUAUUAGGCUGUUACAUUUGUGUUGAAAGUUUACAUUUCAAGCAACACCAUAAAUGUUUC
Messenger RNA from Pocillopora verrucosa, 1274 nucleotides. Lineage: Eukaryota; Metazoa; Cnidaria; Anthozoa; Scleractinia; Pocilloporidae. The record is from RefSeq and is a predicted model, not a curated record.